This is a messenger RNA of Penicillium lagena, 1344 nucleotides long. RefSeq names its product putative ribosome associated DnaJ chaperone Zuotin. Gene Ontology annotation, cellular component: cytosol. The coding region runs from base 1 to 1344 and encodes 447 amino acids. The transcript is spliced from 2 exons. Lineage: Eukaryota; Fungi; Ascomycota; Eurotiomycetes; Eurotiales; Aspergillaceae. Gene Ontology annotation, biological process: regulation of translational fidelity; 'de novo' cotranslational protein folding. The record is from RefSeq and is a predicted model, not a curated record. Gene Ontology annotation, molecular function: ribosome binding; Hsp70 protein binding.
AUGGCCGCUGUGCAGACUGUCAAAGUGACCCUGCCCUCCCUGCCUCAGGGCUGGAGUGCUGACAAGGACUUCAAGCCUGUUGGUGCUCUGUCCGCUGCCACCCAGCGGAACCUGGAGCCUGUUGGCCCGCACUUCCUGGCUCACGCUCGUCGCAAGCGUCACCACCGCACCUUCUCUGAGGAUGAGCGCAUCCAAGCCCAGCACAAUGUCAAGAAGACAGAAGAUGAGGACGAUGGGGAGAUCUCUGAGCCGGAAGACCCCAUGAUGCUCACCCGCGAGGCCAAGGACUGGAAGGCCCAAGACCACUACGCUGUACUGGGUAUUACCAAGUACCGCUGGCGUGCAACCCCCGAGCAGAUCAAGAAGGCCCACCGCAAGAAGGUCCUGCGUCACCACCCGGACAAGAAGGCCGCACUAGGUCAAACCGACGAGAACGACAACUUCUUCAAGUGCAUCCAGAAGGCGACCGAGCUGCUCUUGGACCCGGUCCGCCGUCGCCAGUUCGACUCCGUCGAUGAAGCUGCUGAAGUCGAGCCGCCCUCGAAGAAGGCCGUCCAAAAGGGCAACUUCUACAAGCUGUGGGGACCCGUCUUCAAGGCCGAGUCUCGCUUCUCGAACAAACAGCCCGUUCCACAGCUGGGCGACGAGAACAGCGCCCAGGAAGAUGUCGAGACCUUCUACAACUUCUGGUACAACUUCGACAGCUGGAGGACCUUCGAGUACCUGGAUGAGGACGUUCCCGAUGACAACGAGAACCGUGACCAGAAGCGUCACGUUGAGAAGAAGAACGCCAACGCUCGCCGCAAGCGUAAGACUGAGGACACUGUCCGUCUUCGUGAGCUGGUCGACGAGUGCCUAGCCCUGGACGAGCGAAUCAAGAAGUUCCGCCAGCAGGCUCGCGCGGGCAAGGACGCCAAGCGUAAGGCGAAGGAGGACGAAGCCAAGCGUCUCCAGGAGGAGAAGGAGAAGGCUCGUCUGGAUGAAGAGCAGCGCAAGAAGGAGGCGGAGGAGAGCGCCAAGGCCGAUCGCGAGAAGAACAAGAAGGCGAAGGAGGCUGCCAAGAACGCCGCGAAGAAGAACAAGCGUAUUCUCAAGGGCUCCGUCAAGGACGUCAACUACUUCGCCGAGUCCGGCGAGCCUUCUGCCUCGGAUGUGGAUGCCGUUCUGGCUGAUGUUGAGCUCAUAAUGGCCAAGAUCGACACCGAGGAGCUGGCUGGGCUGGCUGAGCGUCUGACUGGCGCUGGCAAGAACAGCGCUGCUGUCAAGUCCGUCUACACUGAGGAGGCCAAGAGACUUGUCGGUGCUGGCAAGAUUAAGGAAAGCGAGGUCAAGAUCUUUGUUUAG